CCAGGCGGGGGAGCAGAUGAGGGAGGAGCCUCAGAUCUGGAGCAAAGUGAGGCACUGUCUCCAUAGGGAGAAGGCCUGAUGUGGACUGUCCGAACUGAAGGAGGGCACCUUCCUCUCCACAGCCCCACCUUCUCCUGGAGGAAUGUAGCUUUCCUGCUGCUUCUCGCCCUUGCUUUGGAGUGGACUUCUGCAUUGCUGGACAAGAAGAACAAACAGAAACCAGGGUUGUGUCCCAAAGAGAGGCUCGCCUGUACUGCUGAACUUCUGAAUUCAUGUAACACAGAUUUUGACUGCCAGGAAUACCUAAAGUGCUGCCUUUUUGCCUGUCAGAAGAGGUGCAUGGAUCCCUUUCAAGAACCCUGCACGCUACCUGUGAGACAAGGAAACUGUAAUCAUGAUGCACAGCGCUGGUAUUUUGACUUUAAAAAUUAUCGCUGCACACCCUUCACAUACAGGGGCUGCAAAGGGAAUGCCAACAACUUCUUGAGUGAGAAUGACUGCAGAAUGGCCUGCAUGUUAGUUGUUAAGGAUGGACAAUGCCCACUCUUCCCUGUCACUGGACGUAAGGAGUGUCCACCUUCAUGUCACAGUGACAUCGAUUGUCCCCCGACAGACAAAUGUUGUGAAUCCAGGUGUGGCUUUGUUUGUGCCAGGGCCUGGACAGUCAAACAAGGUUUCUGCCCACGCAAGCCCUUGCUAUGUGCCCAGAUCGAUAAACCCAAGUGCCUGCAGGAUGAUGAGUGCCCAUUGGUGGAAAAGUGCUGCUCACGUUGUGGACUGAAAUGUACGGAUCCCAAGCUUUGAAUAGUAAGUAGAAAAUAUUAUCAUCAAAAUCAUUUAUUAUGAGUAGCAUAAUAAAGACCUGUCAGUUUUGUCUUGUAUCCAACUUGCCAAAUUAUCUUAAGUAUCACAAUAUUGAAUGAUGUUACUUUGAUUUUAUAUAUAAUCUCAUCAUCUGAAAGUGAUGAUAUAUUUGACUUUUUUCAACUUCAUGACUUUAUUUUCUUGUCUUCUUGUAUUGUAUAGAAGCUCCAAAAUAAUAAUGAAAAUAAAGACAAUGGCAUCCA
Piliocolobus tephrosceles (Ugandan red Colobus) is the source of this 1067-nucleotide messenger RNA. It is a transcript of the gene WFDC8, whose product is annotated as WAP four-disulfide core domain 8. NCBI's taxonomy places the organism in Eukaryota, Metazoa, Chordata, Mammalia, Primates, Cercopithecidae. The record is from RefSeq and is a predicted model, not a curated record. The transcript has 6 exons. Gene Ontology annotation, molecular function: serine-type endopeptidase inhibitor activity. Gene Ontology annotation, cellular component: extracellular region. Bases 79 to 804 code for a protein of 241 amino acids.